This is a messenger RNA of Condylura cristata (star-nosed mole), 694 nucleotides long. RefSeq names its product claudin 6 (gene CLDN6). Gene Ontology annotation, molecular function: structural molecule activity. Lineage: Eukaryota; Metazoa; Chordata; Mammalia; Eulipotyphla; Talpidae. Gene Ontology annotation, cellular component: bicellular tight junction; plasma membrane. The coding region runs from base 6 to 668 and encodes 220 amino acids. The transcript has a single exon. Gene Ontology annotation, biological process: bicellular tight junction assembly; cell adhesion. The record is from RefSeq and is a predicted model, not a curated record.
UCGCCAUGGCCUCCGCUGGUCUGCAGAUCCUGGGCAUCAUCCUGACACUGCUCGGCUGGGUGAACGCCCUGGUGUCCUGCGCGCUGCCCCUGUGGAAGGUGACCGCCUUCAUCGGCAACAGCAUCGUGGUGGCCCAGGUGGUGUGGGAGGGGCUGUGGAUGUCGUGCGUGGUGCAGAGCACGGGCCAGAUGCAGUGCAAGGUGUACGACUCGCUGCUGGCGCUGCCGCAGGACCUGCAGGCCGCCCGCGCGCUCUGCGUGGUCGCCCUGCUGCUGGCGCUGCUCGGCCUGCUGGUCUACCUGGCCGGCGCCAAGUGCACCACCUGCGUGGAGGACGAGGGCGCCAAGGCCCGGCUGGUGCUCGCCUCUGGGAUCGUCUUUGUCAUCGCGGGGGUCCUGACCCUCAUCCCCGUCUGCUGGACGGCCCACACCAUCAUCCGGGACUUCUACAACCCCCUGGUGGCCGAGGCCCAGAAGCGCGAGCUGGGCGCCUCCCUCUACCUGGGCUGGGCGGCCUCCGGCCUUCUGCUGCUCGGGGGCGGGCUGCUGUGCUGCACCUGCCCGUCGGGGGGCGCCCGCGGCUCCAGCCGCUACCUGGCCCGCUACUCCGCCUCCGCCCCGCGCGCCUCCCAGGGGCCAUCGGAGUACCCCACCAAAAAUUACGUCUGAUUUGGAAGAGAGUGGGGGGCCCACUG